Molecule: messenger RNA, 943 nt
Organism: Ictalurus punctatus (channel catfish)
Lineage: Eukaryota; Metazoa; Chordata; Actinopteri; Siluriformes; Ictaluridae
Gene: hscb
Product: HscB mitochondrial iron-sulfur cluster cochaperone
Exons: 6
Coding region: 81-851 (256 amino acids)
Biological process (GO): protein complex oligomerization; [2Fe-2S] cluster assembly
Cellular component (GO): mitochondrion
Molecular function (GO): protein-folding chaperone binding; ATPase activator activity
Source: RefSeq, a predicted model, not a curated record
ACGCAUGCGCAGUGCCGACCCGGAAGCGGUGGCAUUUCGUGUAGUAAUUAACGCGUGUAUGUUGUUGACUUUGGAGAAUCAUGCAGGGCGCGCGGAUGUUGCGCGCGGCACACAGAUGUGUCCCGAACCUACAGAACAUCUGCAGCGCCAUGGCUUCCUGUCCUGGAAAAACGCCUCGCUUUGUCAGGAAGUACUGUUUACAUUUUAAAAAGGUCAAAUGUCUCCUGACCCUGAGCUCGAGCCGGUGUUUGUGUUCCUGUUCCUCAGUAAGAAAGUGCUGGAGUUGCGGUUCAUCUGCUCAGCUGUUCUUCUGCUCCUCCUGUAAUAGCAUACAGCCUCCCAAUGACAAAGCGACUUAUUUUGAGAUUUUAAACUGUGAUCAGACGCUCGCUUUGGACACUCGGAAACUUCAGGGAAAAUACAUAGAGCUGCAGAGAUGUCUGCAUCCUGACAACUUCGGGCAGAAAUCACAGACAGAACAGAAAUAUUCUGAAGAGCAGUCAGCCUUGGUAAACAAAGCCUAUAGGACUCUACAGAAACCUCUUACACGUAGCGUCUAUUUGCUGCAGUUGCGAGGAGUCGAGCUGGAGGAAGGCACGGACUCUACAGCAGAUCCGUCCUUGCUGUUAAAGAUCAUGGAGGUCAAUGAGAAGCUGGCGGAGACUCAGAGCCUCGACGAGGUCAACGCUGUAGACCGGGAAGUGCAAGUGACAUUGAAAAACCUGACUGAACAGAUGAAUGCAUCGCUAAACAAAGGGGACCUGCAGACAGCCAGAGAGAUCCUGACCCGAAUGAAAUACUUUGCGAAUCUGGAAGAGAAGGUGAAGGAGAAACUGAGGGAGAACUUGUGAGGUGGUGGAGAAGGACUUUUAAACUCGUUAUAUUUUGUCAUUGAAUAUGUACAGUUGAAUAUGUGGUCAAUUAAAGUGUAUUUUUAAAUCCC